AUGUUCAGCCCUGUCAACCGUGCGGUCAACCGCGCAGUCAGCCCCUCGACCUCCAUAGUAGAUGCGUCGAACAUGUCGACAUUUGCAUUCGGUGUAAUGGGACAGCCUGCUCAGCCGAGCGUAGAUACGGCCACAUAUUCCCGAAUCUUUCGCACGGCUCUCGCGAGGGCUCUACCGCGCAAAGUGUGGUUGGAUGAGUCCAAUACUAUCAACUUUCUGAAAGCGGUACCAAGCAAGCUCGCGAGUCGGGUCGACGUGAGCCUGGGAUGCGCAUUGAGCAUAGCAUACCUAGAAUUCGAAGCUACCCAGGCGGAUGAGAUGGCAUUGACUAUGAAGCCGACCAAGCCAUCAGUCGGUUCGAAGGCCGUCAAUCAGCCGAGAUACAUGGAGGGCCUUCAAUGGCGCGGCUUUGCUUCGAGGUGGAAUGAUAGGGCUAAGGAGGGUGAAGUGAGAACACCAGCGAAGUUGGACACAGACGUCAACAUCACGCUGCCCCGUCAAUGGGCACUAUUCCAGCCGCUUGAACGCCUGGACGACAUGAAACGCAUUGUCAUCGCUGCACACAGAGACAUGGACUGGAAGAAUGCUCUUGCACCCGGCUUGGACGGUGUCCGCCUCUUCAUUGUGACGACGCUCAUCUGGGCCUGGAACGUGAGGGGGCACGAAGAACGCACACAAUGGUCAUAUCUGGCAACCGACAUUGUGCAAGUUCUUCGUAUCUUGGUCGAACAGGAGAAGCUUCGAGGGGUACGGGAUCCGACAGCAGCCACACAGCAGGAAGGAUACACUGUCGUCGAUGGACACAAGAGGUCCGCUCGCAAGUGGAAGAAGAGUGCCAAGCUUCGGGCCUCAGAAAGUAGUAGGUGA
Messenger RNA from Peniophora sp. CBMAI 1063, 867 nucleotides. NCBI's taxonomy places the organism in Eukaryota, Fungi, Basidiomycota, Agaricomycetes, Russulales, Peniophoraceae. The record is from the annotation of a GenBank genome assembly.